AUGAUCAUCCCCGCCCUACUCGUCCAAACCACGGCGGCGACCGCGAAUCCGCCGAUACUCUACGACUGGCGCCCGCCGCUCACGCGCGGCUGGGCUAACAGGUCGCGGUCCGUGACGUGCGUCCGCGGCCUUAUGAACUCCGGGACGAACUUCGCACGCAGCCUCGUGGAGCAGGUGGGGGGAGUUACGGUCCUCGAGGAUCGCAAGCACAUGUACCCCUGGGUGCUCGAGGCGAGGGCGCAGGCCGCGCCGGGCGCCUCAGUCGCGCUCGUGAUAGCGCGGCACCCGCUGAGCUGGGUCACGGGCAUGCGCAAGGCGCGGUAUUUCCUGACUUGUGGGUCGAGGGCCCCGGACUCUCCGUGUUGGCUGCGCUUGGUGUGGCGGCACGGGCCCGGCGAGCAAGCCGAGCGGGAACAUCUGGACGUAAAAUACGGCGGCGUCGUCGACGUCUGGAACGCGUACUACGGCGGGUACCUCGCUUGGUCCAGGACGCGUUAUGCUCUCAUACGCUACGAGGACUUGUUACUAGACUCGGACCGCACGCUGCGCGCCCUAUUUCCCGGCGCCCAUCACGCGCAGCAGAAGCGCGCCGCGAAGAAGCACGGCCACGCCCGGUCCUUCGCCGAUGCGCGCGCCUACAACCUCGCGAAAAGAUGGCGCGCGGAGAAAUUUACCGAACCCGAGGUCGCUGGCCACUGCGCGCGUGCGAAUGCGACGGUGCUCGCCAACCUUGGCUACACGUGCCCUUAAGUCGCGGGGUGGGGUUUGUCCGGUGGUGCCUUAAGUGAAAAGUAGCU
Pelagomonas calceolata is the source of this 797-nucleotide messenger RNA. The record is from the annotation of a GenBank genome assembly. NCBI's taxonomy places the organism in Eukaryota, Pelagophyceae, Pelagomonadales, Pelagomonadaceae.